AUGUCUGACCAAGGUAAUCACAAACCUCCUCAAGGAGUGAAAACCUCCGACUACGGCACGAUUAAAUCCGAAAUUAUUGUAACGAGUGCUAAAGAAUCUUUACAAGAUUCAGUACAAGUAGCGAAAAAAGUACCACAAAUGUCUUCUACCUCCGAACCUUCAAAUAAAGACGCGUCAUUUGAUACCCAAGAAGAAGUUGAUUUGAUGAAUUUUGAUGAGGAUUGCUCAAAUUUUGACUUGAAUAAUUAUGCUACUAGAGAAGCGGAUUGUAAUGUACAACAUAUAUCUACGAUUGAUCAACUCUUGUGUGAUCUUGAUUUUGGAAGAGAAGUUUUAUUCGCCAAGUCUAAUAAUGUUCCAGAGGAUGAACUAACGCAUAACAAGCAAACUACAUCAAAACCUUCGGAACAAGUAACUCAUAAGGAAAUUCCUUUAAAGGAUAAUAAUAAAAUUAGAUCACCGUAUAAACCUACAGUUAUCCCGCCUGCAUCAUCUCUUAUAAAAGAGGUACAACUUUCUUAUCCUUCUCGUGCUACGAAUGGAACACAACCGAAAGGUGCAAUUCGUACUUAUAUAAUGAAGGAGACACAUACGGCCAGUUCAUCUCGUGUUGAUGAGGUAGUUACAAAAUUAGCAUCUCGUUCUUAUUCCACGAAGGGAACUCAAACUGAUGUAUUAGUUCCGGCGACGGAAAUGAUGUAUCAAAAACCAAGAAAGAGAAUAAUAUACUCUUUUGUUGAAUUGUUGAUAUAUCAAUUUUCACCUCUUACAAAGGAGUUGCAUAAUGUUGUGAACGAGAGAUUCAGCAAUGCUGUCAUUGAAUAUGAUUUGUUACAAGACAGUCCUCAAGCAAAAGACAAUCAACCUCGGCACCCCGGUGUUCUACGAGGUACGAUUAUCCCCCCAAAACGAUAUGGACGAUUUGGCCAAGCUUGGGAUUCUAGGUAUGAAAACGAUAGAUCUACAAUUUCUCCCAUAAGAAAACAUUUUGAGAGUCCGUCGGAACUAUCAUUUCUUAAAGAAUGCGUGGUUGCUCACAAUAGAUGGAUCGCUUUGUUGCGUGAGAAGGAGUUGCGGUUAAGUUAUAUUAAGGAUUAUAUAGAAUGUAAGAAUAUGAAAUGGAUUAAUACUCACAUGAACCUCACUAAUGAGCAUUCUGAAAAUUGUUUGACAUAUCAUAUGGUCAAUGAUCAACAAAUUAAAGCAAAUCCUCACGAAAAAGGUGUUCGUUUCGAAGAGAAAGAUGGGCAUUAA
Molecule: messenger RNA, 1254 nt
Organism: Funneliformis geosporum
Lineage: Eukaryota; Fungi; Glomeromycota; Glomeromycetes; Glomerales; Glomeraceae
Source: the annotation of a GenBank genome assembly